AUACUGAAGUAAAGUACAAAUAACUCAAAACUGUACUGAGUAAAUGUAUAUUCCACCGCUGUUUUUUUGGAUGGCUCAGUAUUAAAAGGCCAGUAGAAGUGAGUCCAAUCAGUGUCCUUCCUGAAUAUUACAUGUUGUUGAGAGAUAAUUGUCCAAUGAUUUGAUUUAAUACAUUUGAUUUCACUUUCCUGCAUUCACUGUGAGUUGUGACAUGAAUGCAGCAUUUGUACCUAACCUCUGUAAACUGCGUAGUGCAGGAUAUUACAGCAGUAAUGAGGUCAGGCUGUGACUCAGUCCAGUUGUACUCUGGAUCAAAGCAGUCCUGUGAUGUAUGCUGUUUGUGUGUGUCGUGGGCGACCAAGGCUGAUUCAACAUAUCAGUAAAUGAUUGAUGCACAAAUCAGCGUCUGUGUCGUUAUGAAAUCCUACAAACACAGCAAACCCUGAUAUCCUCUCUGAACCGCUGGCAGUGAAACAUUGCUUGCCCAACACCAGCCAGAAAUAUGGAAACUGGGACAAAAACACCCUUCUGUGUAAAUAAUGGAAAAACCCAGAAGCUUGCAGCGCUGCCACCAGCAGCUUUUAUAAACGAGCAGCGGAACGAGGCUCAGUCUUCAUUAGUUUGGGGUCCUGCUUGGUGUUUUCUUAUUCCAGGUUUAUUCUGAAGCUUUUUCGUCAUCAUGAAUCUGUGGUUCAGCAUUCAUUUCCUGUUUGCAGGGUUGUAUUUGAGCAGCUCAGCUCCAACACCUGAAGAGUGCCAACAAUUGGUCAAGCCUUUGUCUCUGGACGACCACUCCGUGAUGCAUGGCAGGCUGAACUUCAUCUUGGGCUACACUGAUAGUGAAGUAUUUAACUCCAUCCUGAAGGUGACUGAGAGCUCCUGGAUGAAAAUCACCCCGUCACCGGAUGAUGCUCACAAAGUUCUGAUGUCUCAGGAGAACAAAAUGAAUGGAACCUGCAUUGGCUCAGAAGUCAACGUGACCAUCAAAGGCGACACUGCAGUUGGAAAAGUGGCCAACGUCACCUCAUCCUUCCAUGUGCUGGAGAGCUGCUCUGACUGUCUGGUCCUCAGCAUCAACAGCACAUCCAGAGACUUCAGCAGGGUUCUAGACACAAUGAAACUCAACAUCCCUGCUAAAGAGGAGAUCGUCGCCCGUGCCUUUUAUCUGUUUUCCAGAGAGUCGACCGUGAAGGACUCAGACCUGGAACAUGCCAAGAAGCAGGCGAGCUGCCUCGGCUUCACCAAAGAACCGGACUUCCACUACGACUCCAAGAAAGAGUUCUGCACUGAAGGCGAGGGCACCCGGCUAACAUUCACAUAAAGUAAAAAAAGAAAUUGUUUCAAAUUGAAAUUGAGGAAGUAAAGACAUAAAAAGUGAAACAUCAAA
Messenger RNA from Thunnus maccoyii (southern bluefin tuna), 1387 nucleotides. RefSeq lists its product as uncharacterized. Bases 680 to 1321 code for a protein of 213 amino acids. The record is from RefSeq and is a predicted model, not a curated record. Lineage: Eukaryota; Metazoa; Chordata; Actinopteri; Scombriformes; Scombridae. The transcript has 6 exons.